Molecule: messenger RNA, 1718 nt
Organism: Paramacrobiotus metropolitanus
Lineage: Eukaryota; Metazoa; Tardigrada; Eutardigrada; Parachela; Macrobiotidae
Product: histone H3-like centromeric protein cid
Exons: 3
Coding region: 353-1300 (315 amino acids)
Cellular component (GO): nucleosome
Molecular function (GO): DNA binding; protein heterodimerization activity; structural constituent of chromatin
Source: RefSeq, a predicted model, not a curated record
UCGCGGAAAAUUGCAAAUUGUUUUUGCCACAUGAAAGAAUUUGGCAAAAAUCGUAAUAUCCUAAAUGUUCAUGGGUUUCGUUGCAUUGAUUAAAAUAUGUUUUGUUUUUACUGAAACAAAUAAUGAGAUAAUAAUUAGUAUAAAGCGGUAAAACUGCGGUUUUGUGACACUUGCAGCCGGACGAUUGAUAAUUUCACAUUUGGAGCUUGAUCUGCUACAGUGCUACCUGUAGCAUGUGUAUGGCUAACGCCUGCCGCCUGGGCCAUUAUCGUUCCACUUGUUGAUUUGCUUGGCAAAUUGGUUAUUAUCAUUUAUCAUCAAAGUCCAUUAAUUUAUAUUUUCUCCUGUAAAAAUGCCACGUCCACCAGGGGCCGGUGGUCCGCGUUCUAUGGGAAUAGGGAGAAGAAUUCGCCGCGAAGACACCAGCAGCACCGAAACGGGUUCUGCAGAGCGCUCGCAGAGCCAUGUCAGCAGUAUUGUGGAGCGUAUGGUUACGCCCGAGAAUUUAGGUGAGAAACCACCACCGAGACCGAUGACACCCAUGCCCGGGGACAGCGAUGAGGAGGAAAAUAAUGAUAACCAGGACGACAGCGAUGAUCGGACCCCCGUGCCCAGUCGCGCCAACGCCUCGCCUUCGAGAAGUCCCAGUCAGUUGGACACGGUACGCCGUGCAAGACUGGCGCGCAAGACCGUCCAGCCUGUCAAGCGCCUAAGCGACGCCUCGCCACGCUCUGUACAGCCAUCGCGACGAUCCCGCAUCACGGGGCGAGGUGUUUCCGCGCUUAUGCCGCUGCCAAAUGGCUCACCACCUCCGUCAUCCUCUCCAUCCGGAGACGGGGGAAAUGGAUCGCAACCACCCGACAGCCCUCCAUCUGAGCGCACUCCCACUCCGGUGCCCCCUCCUGCAUCGAAAUCCAAGGCCCGUAAACCAUCCACAGCUAAGCCCGUACGCGGUCGACCAACCGCGCAGAAAAUUGCUCUGGGACGCCCGAAAGGCGGACGUGGCCCCAAACCACGACGAUCGCGCGUGCUGCAGGAAAUUAAGAAAAUGCAGCGGGGUACGGAGCUGUUGUUAAGGAAGUUGCCCUUCGGUCGUCUGACCAAGGAGGUCUCGCAGAAAUUUGGAGCAUCGCCGUACGACCGUCGCUGGUCUGCUCACGCCCUGCUGGCCAUGCAGGAGGCUGCCGAAUCGUACAUGGUGACAUAUUUUGAGGAUGCAAACCUCUGUGCGAUGCAUGCGAAUCGAGUGACUAUUAUGCCGAAGGACAUGCAACUGGUGCGCCGGUUGCGCAAAAACUGAAAGGUGAAAGCAGUACCACAGAAACCAGCGCAUUUUUUUUGAGUAAACUAUGAUUGAAAAUAGUACAUGAAGUGUCAUGAAUUGCCCCUAUGAAUUGUUUCAUUCCUGUCAGGAAGACUGCGUUCCUAUCAGCUCAGCUGCGCUGAAAAGCCGGGCUUGGACAUUUGCCAAUGCUUGGAGUAUGAUAAGCUUUUUGUCGUUUUUGUUCUUUUAAAUUUCUACCUGUGCCAAUAUUUUGGUUGACGUUUUAGAAUGGUGCUCACUUGGUGUUAGUUCCAGUUUCUUACCGAUAUUUUUUAGUGUAUAAUAAUGCGUUGGAUGAUGUAUCAGAUUGUUGUGAGGAUUGUUUUCAUGAGCAUUUGCUGUUAGCAGCAGAUUAUGUUUGUCAAACCGGCUUUGUUAUUUAUAAAAAUUAUUU